Molecule: messenger RNA, 2649 nt
Organism: Hydra vulgaris (swiftwater hydra)
Lineage: Eukaryota; Metazoa; Cnidaria; Hydrozoa; Anthoathecata; Hydridae
Source: RefSeq, a predicted model, not a curated record
UAAUUAUGGGAAGAACUAAUGAAUUAACAACCGAAAAACGUGCUCAGAUUGUUAUUCUACGUGAACAAGAAUUGACACUGACUUCUAUUGCUUCACGUUUUAAUGUAACCCAUAGCUGUAUCAUAAAAACAUUGAAGCGAUAUCAUGACACUGGUAAUUUUAAAAGUAAAGCUAGAGCUGGACGACCAAAGGUGACUACUCAAAGGGCAGAUAAUCGCAUCCAUCGUUAUGCAAAAGCAUAUCCGUUUGCCAGUGCUUCUGAAAUUUCAUCUGAGGUAUUCCCCACUGGUGUUGCACCAAGUGUUGUGACCAUUAGAAGACGUUUGUGCAAACAAUUUCAUUUAACGAGCCAUGUUCCAGCAAAAAAACCUUGCCUUUCUCCAAAAAAUAUUAGAGAUCGUAUUGCCUUCUGUCAGAAAUACAAGGACUGGUCAGCAGAAGAUUGGGAGAAUGUAAUAUUUAGCGACGAAUCAUUAAUUGAACAAUUUGGUUGUCAUUCUACAAGCGUUAGACACCCGCCUUGCCAACGAUACAACCCCAAAUAUUUGAUUUUAACUGUAAAACAUUGCCCUAAAAUCAUGAUAUGGGGUGCCAUUACAGCCAAUCAAAGUGGUGGUUUAUGGUUUAUGCCUCCUAACACCACAAUAAAUGGCAUAAUUUAUCUUGAAAUACUUCAAGAAAAACUUAAAAUAUUCAUGAACAUCACAAAUACCCAAAAGUUUCAGAAUGACGGAGCACCCUGUCACAGGGCCAAGCUUGUAAGCAGUUGGUUACUUGAGAAUGGAGUUGAAGUCAUUGGCCCCUGGCCUGGUAAUUCACCGGACCUCAAUCCCAUUGAAAACUGCUGGAAUCAUCUUAAAAACGAAGUCCAGAAACUUAGACCAUCAUCUUUCGAUGAUCUACAAGAAAAAAUUAGACAGAUCUUCUUACAUUGACAAAGUAAAUACCUUGCUUGAGAAGCUUGAAAAUGCAAUAGAUGAGUGUCAAGUUUUUGAACUUGAAUCUGAAGUGCUAUCCAGCUUGCAAAUGUUCAAGGGCACCUUUAAUGGUUCAAGACCCAAGCUAUCAUUAUAUAUCCAAUUUUGGAAUGUGUUAAAGAAAAUUUGCCAGUGUAAGAAUUUCAGAAUACUUAAAGAGUCCAUAGUGCUUUUAAAAGAUUCAUUUUGCAGUUGUCCACUAACUCGUCAGUUUAUUACAAGCUUAUUUGAUAUGGGUCUGAUGCUUCUAAAACUUUUGAUCAAGUUUGUUGAUUCUGAAUUAAAACUAAUUCUUGUUGAUGCAUGUAAUAUGAUAUUUAUGAGACUGUAUUAUCAUUAUUUGAUUGGAGAUCUAACUGAGGAGUUUAAUCUUGCAUUGAAUGAUUUAAAUUUGUUAAAUAAAGAUAUUUAUGUUUUGGUAAAGGAUUACAAAGACUUAAAUUAUAAAAAGUAUGAAGAUAUAGAUCUCUUGAAUCUUCCAAAUAUUAUAUCUGAGAUAGGACAAACAGAUAAUUCGUGGAAAAAUAAUGAACCAAAAAAGCUUAACCCAUUUUUACUCCAUUGUCUUCACUUAUGGAAGAUUGUGUCAAGAAAAGCUAGAUUAAACUUGAAUGAUUUUUUACAUUUCAAAGAAGAAAAUCUAUCUAGUAUUGCCUAUGACAGCAAGAACUGGUUACACUAUGCAUUAGCAUUUGAAAUUUUAAGCGAGUGUGCUAUCAUAAAUCUCAAGUGCCUAAAGAUUUAUUUACAGCUUGGAUCUAAAUGUGGUUAUUUUUCAUCUAUUAACAAAGCUAAGAAGCUUUUAAAUACCCUAUCAGUUGGAAAUUUAUUUUCAAAAGAAAAAGAAUCUCUCUGUUUUGUUAAAAAUGGUGAUUUAAGUGUUUCUACAAGUCCUAAGUAUUGCGAUGGUAUUGGUAUUAGAUGGAGUCAUUUUACGAUAGCAUUUUAUCUAAAGUGCUUAAGCAAAGUUUGUAUAGCUGGUAUUACUACUGAUCAUCAAAAGUUAUCAUUAUUUGGUGGAAAGCACUAUUUUGGUUUAAUAGACUAUUUAGAUUGUGAUUCAGAUACCAGACUUCAAAAGAAUGCUUAUAAUCUGUUAAAGUUUAUUUAUUUAUCUGUUGAAAGUAACCAUGUGAAUGAGGUCUUAAAAAAUGAAAUUUUUCAAAAGUUAGAAGAAUUCAAAGAAUAUUCAACCAAUGAUCUCAUGGUUAUGGUUCCUAUAAACCAGCAUCUAAAUCGUAUUCUGUUCACAAAUAUUGCUACAAAUUUAUCGAUAAUUCAAUUUGUCACAAACACUUCAAAAGCUCAACCUCGUACUCAAGCCAAGCCUAAUAUACAAAUUACCAAACGAUUAGAAAACUUGUCUGUAAAGUAUAUCUCACCUGUAAAACAACGGACAUCCAUUUUUAUUGGUCCUAACUUGCAUACCUUCGUUAAACGCAUGGCGCCAGAGUUAAAAAAUGUGGUAGCAGACCAAUAUAUAAAAGAGUUGAUGCAAGAAGAUGCUUUGAGAGAGGAGUAUGUUUUAAAAAAAAAAACGAAACAAAAGAGCCGGAGAAUGCAUAAUAUUUGAAAAAAAAAUUGUUGUUUACUUUGAUAGUUUUAAUUAGUGUUAGUGAAAAACUUAUAUAUUUAUAAUCUUGUUAAAGAUAACAUAUAAAAUCUUUACUAA